Messenger RNA from Gracilinanus agilis (Agile Gracile Mouse Opossum), 3253 nucleotides. RefSeq names its product EH domain containing 2 (gene EHD2). Gene Ontology annotation, cellular component: cytoplasm; plasma membrane. The transcript is spliced from 3 exons. Gene Ontology annotation, biological process: endocytosis; endosomal transport. NCBI's taxonomy places the organism in Eukaryota, Metazoa, Chordata, Mammalia, Didelphimorphia, Didelphidae. The record is from RefSeq and is a predicted model, not a curated record. The coding region runs from base 1 to 909 and encodes 302 amino acids. Gene Ontology annotation, molecular function: protein binding; calcium ion binding.
AUGGGCGGAGGAAAGAGACGGCCCAAUGGUCACGUGAAGGCCUAUGUCGCCCACCUGCAAGGGUGGGGGCGGGGCAACGGGCAGGCGGGGAAACCGUUGGGCGCCAUUUUGUGCGGGAUUCGGGGCGAGGGGCGCGGCCUGGAGGAGAAGCCUCCUGAGGGGCUGGACUGUGGAGGCGAGGAUAGGCCGAGGGUGCACGCCUACAUCAUCAGCUACCUGAAGAAGGAGAUGCCUUCUGUGUUUGGGAAGGAAAACAAGAAGAAGCAGCUUAUCACUAACUUGCCCGUCAUCUUCGCCAAGAUCCAGCUGGAGCAUCACAUCUCCCCGGGAGACUUCCCCGAUUGUGAGAAGAUGCAGGAACUCCUCAUGGUUCACGACUUCACCAAGUUCCACUCCCUGAAACCCAAAUUGUUGGAGGCUUUGGAUGAGAUGCUGACCCAGGACAUCGCCAAGCUGAUGCCCCUGCUUCGUCAGGAAGAGCUGGAGAGCCCCGAGGUGGGCGUGCAGGGUGGGGCCUUCGAGGGCACCCACAUGGGUCCCUUUGUGGAGCUGGGUCCUGGAGAGUCCCUAGGAGAAGGGGGGGAAAAUGGGGAUGAUGAAGCAGAGUGGGUGGUGACCAAGGACAAAUCCAAGUACGACGAGAUCUUCUAUAACCUGGCUCCGGCUGAUGGCAAGCUCAGUGGCUCUAAGGCCAAGACAUGGAUGGUGGGCACCAAGCUGCCCAACUCGGUCCUGGGCCGCAUUUGGAAGCUGAGCGACGUGGACCGUGACGGCAUGCUGGAUGAUGAGGAGUUUGCCCUGGCCAGUCACCUCAUUGAAGCCAAGCUGGAAGGUCAUGGGCUGCCCGCUGACCUGCCCCGGCACCUGGUGCCCCCCUCUAAACGCCGCCACAAGGGCUCUGCUGAGUGAGGGGGCAGAAGGGGGUCCGUGUCUGACUUUUGUCUCCCCUGCACCAAACCUGCCCUCUGACAGUCUGUUUCCUCAACUCUUCCUCUCAGAGUUCACCUUAUGCUUGUGUCCUUUGCAGCUCCAUUCUCUGAACCUGCAUUCCUAGGUCUGGACCUUUCUGAACCUCCAUCUCUGUCUUCUGUGAAUCUCCAACUUUAUUAUCUCUUGAGUUCUCACCUUGUUUCCCUCUUGGAGCCAUCUCAAUAUUCUGUGAACCUCCAUGACUGACUUAUCCCUCUCUGAACCCCCAAACUUCAAACUCUCACUUUUCUCUGAACUCCCAACUCCGAGGCCCCAUCUCUACCUCUCUCAAAUCCAAACUUCCUCUCACUCUGAGCCUACGUUUCUUUUUCUCCAUGCUUCAGAUCUGCCUUAACAUCUCUGCCCUUCCUUGAGAGCGUGAACCAUCUCUCUUGACUCCUAACCUCCCUCUCUAUCCCACUGAGCCUCCAUCUUUCUUGCUGUCCAAUCUCCUGGCCUCUUUUGCCAUCUCUGACCCUUGUGUCUUUCCAACCUUUCCCUCUCUGAACCCCUACCUUCACUCUUCCUCCUCCUCUGAGCCCCCCCUUAUGAUUGCCUGUUUCUCCCUGGGAGCUCUUCUCUCUCUCUGAACCCCCAAAUCUUAUGUACUCCAAGGCCCAAUCUCUGUCCCAUUCAGAGACCCCUCUAUCUUUCCCCACUGCCCAUCCAGCCUUCCACCAGUGGUCCGACCCCGCCCCUCUCCUGGCUCAUCCUACCGCUCACACUCCCCUCCUCAGACUGAUUCUACCUGUCUCACCGCUACCCCAAAUGUGAAUUGUGAUGCUUUUCCUCCUGCCUCGGCCUGGGGGUGCCCCUUCAUCCCAGCCUUAGAAAGGCCCCGGGGGACUGGAUUGUCUUUUAGCUCCAUGGACUAGAACAUGGCCUUCCCCUUUCCACCUCCUCGGCCCAUGCCUGGGCUUUGGAUUUAAUAAGAGUUGAGGGGAGAGGAUGUCCUUGUAUCCCCAAACACACAGAUGAUUACUCCCUCCCAAUACACACAUGCACCCAUACACGCACACGCACGCACACAUGCACAUACACGUCUAGUUGACCAGUAAAUAUAGUAGAAGGACCAAGAGGGAGGCAGGAGUCCAAUGGUUUAAGCAUGUAGCCCACUGUGUAUAUGGCAAGUAGACACAAAUGACGGAUGGCCAAGAGAAGGGAUCCCUGCCUGGGCUGGUGGACAGCCCCGGGGGGCCGCGGGGAGGCUGGAGGGACCGAGGAGGCCCUCCCCCUUCCCCAUCCAUUCCUCCCUCUUAGGUGACCCACUGGGGUCUGUGACCGAAGGGCCCAGGGCCGGCUGAGAUGAGGCUGAAGCCCCGGGAAGAGUGAUUUAGAGAGGGCAGAGAGAGUGUAGGCUGCACAGGUAUUGGCUGGAGCUGGCUCGGGGUGGUGUGGUCCAGGAGGGACCCCGAUCUCCUUUUCCCCAGGGGGGCCUGGCCCAUCGACUAGUCUAGUGGUAGAAUUGGGGAGAGAAAAAGCCGUCCUGCCCCCCACAGCGGUCAUGGGGGAGAGCGCCUUUAUUUUGUUGUCGGGCCGCCCCAUGGCCCAGGAGAAUCUGCCUCGCAGUCUGGUGCUCCCUAGGGAAGCCACACUGACUUCUGGGACGGCCGAGGCGUAGUUUACAGCGGCCAUUUUCUCUCGCCUGCCUCCCUCCUUGUCUGCCUAACUCUGAGGAGAGUGAGGAGAGGCCCCCAGGGCUCACAAGUCCAACCUCUAUACUUUACAGAGGAGGAGACCGAGGCUGGCUUGCCCAGGGUUAUGAUGCUAGGCAGGAUUCGAACCCAGGCUUCCUGACUUCCAGUGCUCCGUCCCCUUCAGUCUGUUGCCCCUUAGUGCAGGGGGGGCCAUAGAGCUCAGCCUCCUGCUGGGUUUGUUACCCAGAUCCAGCUCCUCACUCCCUCCAUUCAGGGGAAGCCUGAGAUGGGAAUAAGGGGCUUCCUUCCCCCCAAAUCCCUCUCACACCCCAUCACCUAGGAGCCCCCCACUCCUAUGCACAUACACACACACAGGCCGGUGCUUAGAGAUCCCCAGUGGACAUUCUGUCCUUCCCCUCCCCCCCAGGGGCUGGGCGAGUGUGGCCAGGCUGACCCCUGGAGUGAAGCCUAGCCCCACAUGGGGGCUGGGUGGAUGAGGGGCGCCUGGGCCGAGGCCGCUCUCAGAACAGGCCCCAGGUGGGCCCAGGAGAGGGGCUGCCCCUGGCCUCCCCCAGCCUCCAGACCUCCCGGGGAGAGGGCCGGGUCCAAGGAGAGUGUGAUGUUCUGUAAUAAAGGCGCUUCUCGCA